Penicillium argentinense is the source of this 2559-nucleotide messenger RNA. RefSeq names its product ubiquitin-associated-like domain-containing protein. Gene Ontology annotation, molecular function: protein binding. NCBI's taxonomy places the organism in Eukaryota, Fungi, Ascomycota, Eurotiomycetes, Eurotiales, Aspergillaceae. Gene Ontology annotation, biological process: protein deubiquitination. The record is from RefSeq and is a predicted model, not a curated record. Bases 1 to 2559 code for a protein of 852 amino acids. Gene Ontology annotation, cellular component: nucleus; cytosol. The transcript has 5 exons.
AUGGCUUCCGAACCGCCGGAGGACGCGAUCGACAAUUUUGUCAGCUUCACCAGCACGACCCGCGAACAAGCGAUUGGCUUUCUCAAGGCACACAGCCUCGAUUCACAACGAGCCAUUAACGCGUAUUUCGAAGACCCUACAGGUCCCCACCCAAAGGUGAUUGAAACUCCGAAAGACCUCACAUUAGGCAAGAGCCCAGACAAAGGAAUGGACAUUGACAGGCCUUUACUACAACAGACACCUGGCUUCUACAAUGACAAUAGUGGGACUCCGAUCGGAUUCGGCCAGCAAGACCAUACCCCAAGCGUACCACCUACGGCUCCUCCUUCUCGCCCCCCUUCUCGAACUAACAUGAUCGAUGCGACGCAGCCUCCGGGUUAUGAUAAUGCCACUGCACAACCUGCGCAGAGAAACAUCGGUGAGCUACGUCACACAUCCGAGGACUGGUGGAAUUGGUGGGUGGACAAAGUACCCCGUGCUGACACACACCCGUCGUAUGGCGAAGGCAAAUCAGUUUCGGGCAAUAAUAUGUCCUUGGCUCAGCGCGAGGAACAAGAUCUGCAGCAGGCUGUCGCCAUGUCGCUCAAUCAGGGCAUGGGACAACAGGAGACCGGAGUUACGAACAAACAAGCGCAAUCCGGUUCAACGACGCGUGACGAUUACGACUCGGGCGCAUGGGCCAUGACCCUUUUCAACGCUACCUCGCAAGAAGUCAUGACGGGCCCUGACCCCGAAGAUCGAAAGAGAGUUAUGGACCAGCCUGCCUUCAUCCGGCCCACAAACAACAAUCUCUACCUCGGCGGAUUGCUCACUAUCCUCCACGGGAUCCCUCUUGCGCGGGAGGCUUUCAUGCUCAGAAAAAAGGUUCUUUUUGAUUAUGGACAAGACUCACAGUGGUGGAAUGGACAACCGAUCAAUUUACCGAAAAUUGUGACCGUUCACGACGGGCAUAGUGCGGACAAUGACUGGGACGACAUCAUCUAUGAAACUCAGCGACUGAUGGCAUUCCUGGACUCUACGGAACGCGCCUAUGGUAGCAGCGAUGCGCUCGCAAACCUCAAGGCUCUCAACGACGGCUCAUCCGAUUCGGAGGAAGUCAUCUCUCGGUUCCUAGAGUCCUGGCAUCGUGCAGCACUCCGAGCGGAUCCUGAAAAUCCACUGUCGACAAUUUUCAUGUCUCACGCCUACAAACGGACUCCAUUCGACGGAAUGGAAGGCGACGAACCAAUUGAAAAAGAUAUGUUUGUUUUCGGGCCCCAGGUCGAGCAAGAGCACGGUCAGACUCUUUAUGAUGUUCUAGACACUGCGAUGUGGAGUGAUCAGCCCGGCCAGGAACUUGAUGAUGUAUGGCUUGAGCACGUCGGAGAAAUUCUCGUUAUGAAACUGGAUUCCUUCGAGAACUCUAAGUCCUUGAAUGUUGAAGCUCCAGUCGUUUUCUACCCGGACCGCUAUCUGAGCAGUUGCAGAGAAAUCGCGCUCGAUUUCCGGGCCAGGAGACUGGAAGUCAUGGCAGAGAUCCAGGACCUUGAGAAGCAAAUCAGUACUUGGACCUGGCCGCGAAAGCCCUGUGGAAAUCUUACGGUGAAGGAGCUCUUCGAGCAAACUGCCGAGGCUGUACCUGUGGUGAUGAGAGGUCACGUUGCGAGGAAUGACCCCUCAUGGACUACAGAGAGAAAGGAGAAACUUGUGCGUGACCUGAAAUACAGGGCGGGAAAGGUGCAGUCCAAAUUGGAUGGUCUUGAAACCAAGAAACAGGAAGUGCUGGAGAAAAUGCGCAGCUAUUCGAAAUUCCUCACGGAGCCCAGCGACUCUCCCAACAGCCCACCAACUCACAAGUACACUCUGCGUGGUGUUUGCACCCAGCCACACGUCACCUACAUCUUGAAGCGCAACGAGACGACAAGCUCCGGCGAUGCGAUGAAGGUUGAUGAAGGUAGUAACGGUCAAGAGCAAUGGUGGCGAAUUAGCUACUCUGCAGAAGAUGGCCAGACUCGCCAGGCAGAAAAGCCAGGCUCGAAGGGCAAGCAGCCGGCCUCGCGAAACGGCGAUUUCAUGGGAUACACUGUUCGCAGAGUGGAAGAGAGUGAAGCCCUCGACGCCGCUCGAGAGGAAUGGAGAACAGUUCUUCUUGUGUAUGCCAGUGAAAGCGCGAUGGGUGCCAAGGCCGGCCCGGCACCGAUGCAGCUCCAGGGCUUCGUCAGAAAGGACAAUGCAGAAUUCACUACCGAAUGCGAGCAAAGUACCGCUAAUGCUGGCGACACUCACAUGUCCGAUUCUUCGGGCAAGGAUAACAGCAUGAGCACCCAGUAUCCCUCCUCUCAAGAGCGCGACCGUGAUCGAAACGUGAAUGUCUUCGACUACGAGGUUUCCGACUUUGACAGCGAGCGCGGAUCGGGCAAAGAGAUGCAAGAGAAGUCUCAGACCAGUCUUCUGAGUGCCAGCAAGAACAAGGCUUCUCGUGAGGCUACAGUCUCUCGAGCCUUGGAUGAUGAUUCGGUGUGGAAUUCAGGGGAUGAAGACCAGGAGAUGGUGGACCAUGUCGAGGAUGCGAAGUCUUGA